UUUCCCCAAAUCUUUUUCCGGGAAAAUCCAUGCAUUCUAGGCCAUGAAACUCUUAACUCAAAACCGAUAAGAAAAUAACCCCCCCCCCCCCAACCCAAAAAAAAUUUCUACGGUUCUGAAAUAUGUGCAGCUGUUUGAGCUUCCAAAUCCCCAAGGCUUUGCCUUCCAUUUAUGUUUCUCCAUCUCAAUGCAGCACCAAAUUCCCUUUCUUCAACCUUACAUCUCAACACAAACCAACCAACUAUACCAAACUUUACAAGAAACCCAAUGUUACAAACAUCAAAUUAAAACCAAAUAAUUAUUUGGAUGCAAAGAAGACCAGCUUGGCUGUUCCAACUGCUGCCCUUCUUUCCACUUUUGAGCUGCCGGCAUUAGCUGUUACAGGGGUAAACAAUGAGCCAGAUCUCAUCACUGUGAUAAUUCAACUAGGAAUUAUUGCUUUUGGGUACUUCCUCAUCGUGCCACCAAUCAUCAUGAACUGGCUUAGGAUAAGAUGGUAUAGAAGAAAUCUGUUGGAGAUGUACUUGCAAUUCAUGUGUGUGUUCUUGUUCUUUCCGGGGCUACUGCUCUGGGCUCCAUUUUUGAACUUCAGGAAAUUCCCAAGGGAUAAAUCCUUGAAGUAUCCAUGGGACACACCUAAAGAUCCUUCACAAGUUAAAAAUGCAUAUCUCAAGUACCCUUUUGCCAAGCCUGAAGAUUACGAUUGGUAAUUUCCUCUAAUUGAUCACAUGGUUGCUUCUUGUUCUUUGCUUGUAUCUUAAUUCAACUAUCCACCAUGCAGAUUCGACCUCAAAUUAUUUGAAUAUAUACAAAGAUUUCCCA
Gossypium arboreum is the source of this 822-nucleotide messenger RNA. Its product is annotated as NAD(P)H-quinone oxidoreductase subunit L, chloroplastic. The transcript has 5 exons. The record is from RefSeq and is a predicted model, not a curated record. NCBI's taxonomy places the organism in Eukaryota, Viridiplantae, Streptophyta, Magnoliopsida, Malvales, Malvaceae. Gene Ontology annotation, molecular function: oxidoreductase activity, acting on NAD(P)H, quinone or similar compound as acceptor. The coding region runs from base 123 to 710 and encodes 195 amino acids.